This is a messenger RNA of Dermacentor silvarum, 1059 nucleotides long. RefSeq names its product elongation of very long chain fatty acids protein AAEL008004. Bases 30 to 896 code for a protein of 288 amino acids. Lineage: Eukaryota; Metazoa; Arthropoda; Arachnida; Ixodida; Ixodidae. Gene Ontology annotation, biological process: fatty acid elongation, monounsaturated fatty acid; very long-chain fatty acid biosynthetic process; fatty acid elongation, polyunsaturated fatty acid. Gene Ontology annotation, molecular function: fatty acid elongase activity. The record is from RefSeq and is a predicted model, not a curated record. The transcript has a single exon. Gene Ontology annotation, cellular component: endoplasmic reticulum membrane.
AACUUGCGUUCGCAGACGCUGGGAGUAGAAUGGCCGGAGCCGCGACUAUGGAUUCUUCAACUUCUUCCAUCAUGUCCGCCCUGGCGAAUGAGCUGAUCCUCGACCGGGACCCGCGCACCGCCAACUGGGUCCUCGCCGGGAACAGAGAGUUCCUCAUCUCCUUGUUCAUGGUCUACGUCUACGUGGUCAAGGUGGGCGGACCCCGAUAUAUGAAGGACCGCAAGCCGUACGACGGCAUUAAGCCGAUCGUCAACAUCUACAACGCCUGCAUGGUGGUGCUCAACGCCUACUUCAUGACUGCCUUCCUGGCCAGGACCUACAUGGGUGGCGGCUACACCCUCUUCUGCCAGGGCAUCGACUACGAGGCUCGAGACGAGGUCACCAUGAGCCUUCUCAACCUCAUCUGGUGGUACACGCUGGUGAGGAUCGCCGACUUCAUGGACACGGUGUUCUUCGUCCUGCGCAAGAAGGACUCGCACGUCUCGUUCCUGCACGUGGCGCACCACAUUCUGGUGGUGUUCAACGGCUGCUACGGCGUCGGCUACGGCCCGGACGGCCAGGCGGCACUGACCAUUGUACUCAACUGCUUCGUCCACGUAAUCAUGUACACUUACUACUUCCUGUCCAUGCUGGGACCCGCAGUGCAGAAGCACCUCUGGUGGAAGCGUUACCUGACGCAGGUGCAGCUGGUCCAGUUCUGCAUCAUAUUCGUGCACAUGCUGGUUCCGCUCUUCUACAGCUGCGGUUACCCCAGGCCGCACAUCUACGUCAUGCUGUGCGAGGCAGUUUUCUUCUUCACCAUGUUCGUACGCUUCUACCUCAAGGCUUACCGGGACAGGCAAAGCACCAGCAGGAAAAUCGAGGAUAGCGAUCACGCCAAGAGCAAGGUUCACUGAAAGUGUUAGGUUAGUCAAUUCUGUGAUACGAGCAAGGACUCUGCAAGUGUCACCGUAGCUAACCCAUAGUCGAUGUGCACCGGUCGAGCGUUCGAAAAAAGUUGGUCUGUACAAAAUGGCCAGGUUUUUGUUUUUCCUGUAUUCUUUAAACUGAACCUCAGGU